ACGCCGGGAGCCGCAGAGCCGGAGAGCCGGGAGGUAGAGGAGUUGACGCCGCCGCCGCCGCCGCCGCCGCGAUGCCGGAGCUGGCCGUGGAGCGCGUGGUGGUGCACCCGCUGGUGCUGCUGAGCGUGGUGGACCACUUCAACCGGAUCGGAAAGGUGGGGAACCAGAAGCGCGUGGUGGGCGUCUUGCUGGGCUCGUGGCAGAAGAAGGUGCUGGACGUCUCCAACAGCUUCGCGGGUGAGCCCCGGAUGACCUCCCCCGCCCCCUCUCCCCCAGCUCGCGAGCGGAUCGUCGGCUGGUACCACACCGGCCCGAAGCUGCACAAGAACGACAUCGCCAUCAACGAACUCAUGAAGCGCUACUGCUCCAACUCGGUGCUGGUGAUCAUCGACGUGAAGCCCAAGGACCUCGGCCUGCCUACCGAAGGCUACAUCUCUGUGGAAGAGGUCCACGACGAUGGAACCCCAACAUCCAAGACUUUUGAGCAUGUAACCAGUGAAAUUGGAGCAGAGGAGGCUGAAGAAGUCGGUGUGGAGCACUUGUUGCGCGACAUUAAGGACACCACGGUGGGCACGCUUUCCCAGCGCAUCACCAACCAGGUCCACGGUUUGAAGGGACUGAAUUCCAAGCUCUUGGACAUCAGGAGCUACUUAGAAAAAGUGGCAGUUGGCAAGCUUCCCAUCAACCACCAGAUCAUCUACCAGCUCCAGGAUGUCUUCAACCUGUUGCCAGAUGUCAACCUGCAAGAGUUUGUUAAGGCCUUUUACCUGAAGACCAACGACCAGAUGGUGGUGGUCUACCUGGCCUCUCUGAUCCGUUCGGUGGUAGCGCUGCACAACCUCAUCAACAACAAGAUUGCCAACAGAGAUGCCGAGAAGAAGGAGGGGCAGGAGAAGGAGGAGAGUAAGAAGGAGAGGAAAGAUGACAAGGAAAAGGAAAAAGGCCAAGAGGCCAAGAAAGAAGAGAAGAAGGAGAAGAAGUAGUAAUAGCAGCAGCCAGGUUUUCUAUUUGUAAAUUAAAGCAUUCAAUUGCACCA
This is a messenger RNA of Pseudonaja textilis, 1036 nucleotides long. The record is from RefSeq and is a predicted model, not a curated record. NCBI's taxonomy places the organism in Eukaryota, Metazoa, Chordata, Lepidosauria, Squamata, Elapidae.